Messenger RNA from Dichotomopilus funicola, 2001 nucleotides. RefSeq lists its product as uncharacterized. NCBI's taxonomy places the organism in Eukaryota, Fungi, Ascomycota, Sordariomycetes, Sordariales, Chaetomiaceae. The record is from RefSeq and is a predicted model, not a curated record. The transcript has 2 exons. The coding region runs from base 1 to 2001 and encodes 666 amino acids.
AUGGCCAGCGCCGUCAAGAAGCCCCCGGCAUCCGGCCGCGAGACGCCCACGGGGACACCAUCGCGCCCAUCUCCGCGAGCCUCAACGCCCUCCAGUCCAGGCAACGCCGGCGUAGGUCGCACUCGCUCCGUCCGCACCACCACCCCCGUGACCGCCCGUGCAGCGGCCCACCAGCGGCGCGAGUCCAUGCUCAGCAACGGGACCAGCGUCAAUGCGCGCGGCAGCGCGGGCUCGCCCGACAUCGAGCGCGAGGAAGCGCUGCGGGCCGAAACGGUGGCGAUCAUCGACGACCUCAAGGAGCGGCUGGCGACGGCCGAGACCGGGUUCGACCAGUACAAGCGGCAGACUGAGGUGCUGCAGAGCAAGCUGGACGAUGCGCACAAGGAGCAGGCUAAGCUGGAGGAGCGGGUGCACGAGAGUGAUGAGCAGAUUGAGGCGCUGAUCAAUGAGAAGCGGGAGGGGGCCCGGCAGAUGCGCGAGAUGGAGACGAUUUAUGAAGGGGAGCGCAGCGCUAUGAUGAAGGAGAAGGAUGAGAUGGCCAAUCGUGAGGAGGAGAUGCAGACUGUGAUUCAGAGGCUCAAGGACAGCUUGGCCCAGCGGAACCUCGACGAGGACCGGCCGUCUCGGCAAUCCAUGAACAACUCGCCCAGCAUUGAGAACGGCAGCUUUGCGCCCCCGUCUUCGAUCCAGCGCAGCGACUCGCGCAACAACUCGAAGCUCCUGCUGCAAAAGGACAAGGUGAUCGAGUCUCUCCGGCUCGAGCUUGCUGAAGCGCAGAUCAAGUUGGUUGAGUCGCAGAACCAAGGCGGUGGUCGUCUCCAGGAGGUCGAGCGCCAGCUGAUGGAGGCACGGGUGGCCAACGCCCGGUUGAUGGAAGACAACGAGAGUUACCAACUGCUGCUCCAGGAGAGGACCCUGAAGGGAGACUUCGGGGCCAACGACUUCAACUACACGAGUGGUUCCUCCGCGAACCAGGAUGCCCUGGCGGCCCUGGAGGGUAGGGCCAGCGGUACCAGCCUGGCCGACGAGCUCGGUCCCCACGAUGAGGUCGAGGACGACCCGGAGACCCGGCGCAACCUAGAGGCCGAGAUAAGAUCGGUUAAGGACCAGAACAAGGCUCUGACCCUCUACAUCAACAAGAUCAUCGAGCGCCUGCUGCAGCACCAGGGCUUUGAGCAUAUCCUUGACCAGUCCAACGACUCUAAGGCCGGCGGUACCCCCGACACCAACAAGGAGCUUCCCCCACCUCCGCCCAAGACAGCCCCUGCGGCGGCGCCCUCACUUCUCCAGCGCGCCAAGUCCAUUGCCAGCGGCAACUCGGGCGCCCGGCCGAAACCGCGCCCCAUGACCUUCAUGCCGUCGGCGAGCAACGCGAACGCCCCCAGCACCGCGUCCGCGAUCAGCAACCCGGACACCGCACCCAGCAUCCCCAUCGGCCUGAGCCGUUCCACCAGCACUCGCCGUGCCCGUCCCAUGAGCGAGCAGUACACCAACGUCCCCGGCGCCGCCAGCAUCGUCAACGCCAUGUACAAAGGCCCCUCCGCGGCCGACGGCCCGCUCUCCCCCUCGCUCCGCUCCAGCCAAACCUUCUUCCUGCCCCAAGGCGCCGGCAACCGGACCUCCUCGGGCACCACCGCCGGCAGCAACAACUUCCCGGGCAUGCGUUCCGAAACCAGCAGCGUGUCAGGCGACUCAGUCUCCCUCUCAACCACCACAGGCGGCGGUACCACCGCCGACGGCCUCAACACCCCUCCCAGCCAGGCCAGCCCGCCGCGCUCGGUGCACCACCACGAGAAGAGCACGUUUGCAGGCAACAAGCCGCGCCCGCUGCGUCUGGUGCAGGAGAAUGCCGAAGCGCAGGCCGCAGCGAACAGGCGGCAGAGUUGGGUCGGGUGGGCAACGAGCGCGUUUGGUGGGAAGAAGGAAGAUGAGAUGAUGGGGAGGCCUAAUGGGCCGUCGGGGGUGCCUGUGACCGGUGUCGCGGAGGUCAUCCGAGAGUAG